CCUAGGUUCAUGGCUUGCUCUCCGGGCUCGCACGGCCUGUAAUCGCUGCUAUCGAUCGAAGUCGUGCUGGCGGAGCAGCCUCGAGACACCACUGACAACGCUGAUUGCAUCGAUUUGUAAAGAAUGGCAGAGAACCGCAAACGACAGCAGCCCCCCUCCCCGGCGUCGCGGAAGGCCCAGCGCCGCGAGGCCGAGUCGAUCUGGGCUGCCCUCCAUGCGCGGCACUGCGUGUACUGCCAUGAAUGGGUGUUCCGAUAUAUAUAUAUAUACGCUCUUCGCCCGCUGCGCCGAGGCCAUCAAGCGCCGCGGCGACGGCGGUGCGAUCAUCGACACGCUCCCGGCGUCGAUGCGGGACCGCGUGCGCGCCGCGCGGUGGUCGGCGCGGUGCAGGGGCCCGCCGCACAACGCUCACUGGCCGGAGCGCAUCGACAAGUUCAGCUUUAGUCAUUCGCGCUGGAAACUCGAGUGCUGGCGCUGCGACAAGAGGUGGAUCGCCGACUCGAACGUCGGCGACGAGAAGCCCUCUAAUUGGCACACCUGGGAGGGGCACCCGCGACCAAAAAUCGCCGGAGACGACGGGUGCGCCGUGCCGGGCCACGCGUUCGGCGUCGAGGGCCUGCGGGAGCGGUACGCGCGGUUUCCCGGGGACUUGACUACUCUGUGGGACGAAGGACAAUGUACGACGGUCCUCUCCGAGAAACUCACGGCGGCCGGGUGCCUGGCGGACGACGUCGUCAACCGCACGGCGGAGGACAUCUGCGCCUCGUAUUUCAAACCCGACGACCCGUACGUCGAGUGCCGCGAGUGCUUCGCGCUCGACUGGCGGCACGGCGUCGGCGCGGGGUUGCUGGCCGCCCAGAAGGGCUGGGAACCGCCGGCGGCCGACGAGGCCACGAGCGCCACGACCAUUGGCGUGUUCCGCGCCGUCGUCGACGCCUCCGUGGACGACGCCAUCGCCGCGGCCGCGGCCGAGGCCCCGCCCCGGCUCGGCGAGGCCGUGGCGACCCUGCCGUACGGGGCGCGUGCGGUCGAGCCGCUGGGCAACGGCAACGUCCGGUAUAUUUUUUAACACAUGACUCUC
Messenger RNA from Pelagomonas calceolata, 1081 nucleotides. NCBI's taxonomy places the organism in Eukaryota, Pelagophyceae, Pelagomonadales, Pelagomonadaceae. The record is from the annotation of a GenBank genome assembly.